This is a messenger RNA of Jatropha curcas, 940 nucleotides long. The record is from RefSeq and is a predicted model, not a curated record. Lineage: Eukaryota; Viridiplantae; Streptophyta; Magnoliopsida; Malpighiales; Euphorbiaceae.
UCACCAAAACCCCAAAUUCCUUAUCCAAAACCUGGUCAUUCUCAUCAGUGAAGUGAAAAGAGGGAGACAGAGAGAUCACCAUGGUCUAAUGGUCUUGUUUAGAACUUUAUAACUCACUUUUUAUCCUUAUAAGUUUUUUUUCUCUCUAAAUCUCAAAAAAGAUGUUAUCUGUGACAAUUCAAUCUGGUCUCAGUAGUGUUUUAACACACUCACCAUUUACUUGCCAAAACCCCAGUUGCAAGACAAUUAAAACCAGCUUUUUAAUUAAUCCUAAAUCCAAUCUAUUACUCUCACCAGCCAGUCUUCACCCAGAAAUCAAAGCCAUUUCAAGAAAUCCAAGAUUAGUUACUUCUGCAGCCCCUGAAACGCUUGCAGCUGAAAUUCCCACUGAAGCUGAAGAAACUGAAACAGAUGAAGAACCAAUCCUCAACCAAGUAACUGAGAAAAAUGAGGUGCUGGUGAAGCAAGUGGAGAAGCCAAGGUUGGUGUUAAAAUUCAUAUGGAUGGAGAAGAACAUUGGUCUGGCUCUGGAUCAGUUAAUUCCUGGACAGGGAACUGUUCCCUUGAGUCCAUAUUAUUUUUGGCCAAGAAAGGAUGCUUGGGAAGAGCUAAAGACUACUCUAGAGAGCAAGCCAUGGAUAUCCCAGAAGAAAAUGAUUAUACUCCUCAAUCAGGCUACUGAUAUCAUCAAUUUGUGGCAGCAAAGUGGUGGCAAUAUUACCACCUAAUGAAAUGAACAUUUUGGUUUAUUUUUUCUGUUAAUGUUGUAUUUAGGUGCUGGAGCUAGUUAAUUGCUUACGUCCUCGUGUACUUUUGCUCCUGAUAUAAUAUAUUGAAGGAUGUAUUAUGUUCAUUGAUAGAGGUUUUUUGAUUUGAUGGUUUCUGUAGUUGGCUAUGGUUCAAUACAAAUGAAUUAUCAAUUGGUAAUAUAUUAGUUUCA